AUGUCAGAGGAUAUGACAAAACUAUUCCAGAUGAUGAAAUUGGAACUCGAUAAACAAACUGCAACGAUUACUCAGAGUGUAACCGACAGUAUCAUGCGCAAUAUAGACGACAAAAUAAAACCAAUAUUGGAAGAAAAUAAGUAUCUUAAGAACGAGGUACAGAAGUUGAAUGACAAAGCAAGAUACUUAGAAAACAAAGGUAAGAAAAAUAACCUGAUUCUACACGGCAUAAAAGAAAUAGAAAAUAAUCGACAAGAACUGUUUAAUUUAAUAAAAGAAAUCAUGAAAGGUUUACAUGUUGAUAUCAACUCCUAUGAGAUAAAUAACUACUAUAGACUAGGAAAGAAGCAUGAUGAGGAAAAAAUAAAUGCUCCUACAGAAACAGCAAAGAAAGAGACUAAAAACGAAUUCUACAAAAGCUUAAAUGAAAUAAUGGAGAAUUUAUACAAAACCAUUAUUGUAAUGGGAGAUUUUAAUAGCCAAAUUGAUUAUAACAAAGCAUUUGACUCGCUAAAACAUCAGAAAAUAUGGGAAGCGCUUGCUUUACAAGGAGUCCAUAAUAAGUACAUCCGUCUAUUGAAAAACAUAUACGAAAACAUGAAAGCAAGAAUACGGACAGAAAAGCUAGGAGAACACUUUCACAUCAAAAAAGGAGUUAGACAGGGAGACCCCCUUUCACCCAAACUUUUCUCUGCAACCCUAGAACAUGUGUUUCGUCAGCUCGAAUGGGACGAUUACGGUAUUAAUAUUAAUGGAGUGUUACUAAAUCAUCUGAGAUUUGCCGACGACCUCAUACUUAUAAGCGAAAAUCCAGAAACUUUACAAAAAAUUAUUGAGCAACUUGUAUGUGAAAGUGAAAAAGUUGGACUAUCAUUGAACACAAACAAAACAAAGCUGAUGACAAACUACAAAAAAGUCCCUAUCAAACCUUACAACACAGCUAAAUUAGAAUAUGUAAAUGAGUAUACAUACCUCGGCCAAAUCAUAUCCCCCAAAGACCUCACAGCAAAAGAAAUCAGUAACAGAAUAAAUAUAGGAUGGAAAAGGUACUGGGCAUUAAAAGAUGUCAUGAAGAAUUCAGAAAUACCUGUUAAGGCAAAGAAGAAAAUAUUUAAUACAUGCAUUCUUCCAAAUAUGGAUUUAGCUAUGGAGGACUUCGAAUUUACGCAGGAUGAAUGGAAGCAAAUCAACGCGUUAGAAAUUUCUUUUUCGAGCGCUUCUAUAAACAAUGACGCUCUCGUAGAAUCGGAUAGUGAACCCAUGCAAUUUCCGAAAAAGAAAAGACGUUUGGUUAUCGCAAGUGAUAGUGAUAGUGACAGUGAGUCGGCUGAAAAUUUUGUUGCCGCCAAUAUAUCGCAAAAUGACCGUAUUUCCUCAAAAUGGUCGAGGCCAAAAAGACGACAGCCAUCAGUGAUUCCUUUCACCGAGUUCGAGGGUAUGAAACCUCCAUAUUCUAAUUUGCUGAAAGAAGCUGGCCCUGACCAGUAUUAUGAUCUAUUGGUGCCUGAAGAAAUUCUUGAAAUGAUUGCUGAGCAGACAAAUUUGUUCGCAAGUCAAAACAUCACAGCCAGGCAAACAAAGCCUGGAUCAAGGUCUCAUUCAUGGAAGCCAACAAACAAGACAGAAAUAAAACAGUUUCUUGGGCUGGUCUUGUUUAUGGGCGUAGUAAAGCUGCCGAAAUUAGCUUAUUAUUGGAGCAAAGACAAGAUACUUGGACAAACUUUUCCAGCCACCGUUAUGAGUAGGAACCGCUUCGAGUUACUACUGCAAUACCUACACUUUAGCUACAAUUUAUCUGUCGACAGAAACGAUCGUAUUGCCAAAAUAAGACCUUUAAUCGAUGCUCUCAAUGCUACUUUCCAGAAAUAUUAUUCGCCUAAAGAAGAUGUUUGUGUGGAUGAAAGCCAAGUACCUUUCAGAGGUCGAAUAAUAUUCAGGCAAUACAAUAAAAGUAAGCGACACAAGUAUGGCAUGAAGCUAUUUAAGUUAUGUACUGUUCCCGGAUAUACUUGCAAACUUAAUUUGUAUAGUGGGAAAAACAUUGACGCAAUAAAUACUACGCCAACAAAUGUGGUGAUGGCACUAUGUGAAAAUAUAUUUGACAAAGGACACACGCUAGCAACUGAUAAUUGGUACACUAGCUUGCAACUGGCUUAUCGGUUAUUGGAGAAGCAAACCCAUUUAAUUGGCACAUUGCGAAAAAACAGAAGAGGAUUGCCUAAGGCUGUUGUUGAUUCGAAACUGCAAAAAGGUGAAACAAUGGCUAUGGAGAAUGAAGAUGGAGUAACAGUGCUUAAAUGGAAAGAUAAGAGGGACGUGCUUAUGCUGUCGACAAAGCAUUCCGACAAAAUUGCUGUGGUGGUGAAAAAAGGCAAACAGAUUCGUAAACCAAAAGUUAUUUUGGAUUAUAAUAAAUCGAAAGGGUCUGUAGACAUGAGUGACCAGAUGGGUGCCUAUUCUUCGCCAUUGCGGAAAACCGUAAAAUGGUAUAGAAAAUUGGCAAUAGAACUACUUCUAAAUACGGCAGUUGUAAAUGCUUGGGUCAUGUACAAUGAAAAUAAGCAGAGCAAAUCUUCAAUUGUCGACUUUAGGAGGGCUCUCAUAAAUUAUUUGACUCGGCCAGCAGAUUCCCAAGAAAUAAUUAUCAAUGAAAGACCUAAAAGACUCAAGCAUGUUCUAAAAUUAAAGGAAGGAAAAGUAAGAGACACGCGUCGUUUUUGCGUGAAAUGUUAUAAAGAUUCAGUACAGGAAUUUGGUCGUAAAGUAGCUAAGAAUAAAGCUAAGAAACGCAUUUUAGGAUCGUUCCACUCGACGGUCGGCGUGACACUGAAGGCAAAACAGUGCUUAAUAUGA
Molecule: messenger RNA, 2853 nt
Organism: Bombyx mori (domestic silkworm)
Lineage: Eukaryota; Metazoa; Arthropoda; Insecta; Lepidoptera; Bombycidae
Product: piggyBac transposable element-derived protein 3-like
Exons: 5
Coding region: 1-2853 (950 amino acids)
Source: RefSeq, a predicted model, not a curated record